This is a messenger RNA of Dermatophagoides pteronyssinus (European house dust mite), 651 nucleotides long. RefSeq names its product mitochondrial Rho GTPase-like. The record is from RefSeq and is a predicted model, not a curated record. Lineage: Eukaryota; Metazoa; Arthropoda; Arachnida; Sarcoptiformes; Pyroglyphidae.
AUUCGUGAAAUCGAUGUGAUCAACGUCAAUACAUUAUUAAAAACACCUGAAUUAUUUUGUGAUGUUUGUUGUAUGAUGUUUGAUCAAUCGGAUAGUUCAUCUUUUCAAGUGAUUGCCAAGACUUAUAUGAAAAACUUUCAUAAUACAAAACUUCCUAUAUUGCUAGUCGCAUCGAAAAAAGAUUUAACACAAGUAAAACAAAAUUAUCCAUUACAACCGGAUGAAUUUUGUCUUACAAAUAAACUAACACCAUUACAUAAAUUUUCGGCCAUUAAUGAAAUUAAUGAUUCAUCUGGAACUGGAUCAUCAAUGAUUGCUGCUAAUGGUGCAUUAGAAGUUUAUGAAAAAUUAGUAACAAUGGCAGCAUAUCCAAAUCUAAAUAAAUUAGUACAUCUUUUGUUAGUAAAACCAACUAAUUCAUGGUUAGCACGUAAUAUGAAUAUCAUACAUCGAUGUCUUCCACAGGAUAGAACAAUGUUACAAGUAGCUGGUAUUGGAUUAGCAACAAUUGCUAUAUUUGGUGUUUUUCUUUUACGUUAUCUACGUUCUUCAACACUUCAUCAUCAUCAUCCACAUUGACUAAUUUACUGAUUUUAAGUUUGUAAAAUCAUUUUCACAUUUUCAAUUGUAGAAUAUCAGAUAAUUUUUCUU